Messenger RNA from Synchiropus splendidus (mandarinfish), 4045 nucleotides. RefSeq names its product niban apoptosis regulator 2a (gene niban2a). The transcript is spliced from 14 exons. The record is from RefSeq and is a predicted model, not a curated record. Bases 463 to 2922 code for a protein of 819 amino acids. NCBI's taxonomy places the organism in Eukaryota, Metazoa, Chordata, Actinopteri, Syngnathiformes, Callionymidae.
AAUGCAUUGUUCUCAUUUUCCAAUCCAAUGUGCGUCCAACGCCAGCAUUCCUCGGCACUAUGGAUUCAUGCUAGCGUUUGCCUUCGCGUGUGUGAGCAGUAUCCCAGCCGGCACUUCAACAGAGACCAUAUUUGUGCUCACGUUGGCGGCCACACCCUUGGCAGGCUCCAGUUAACACGUUGAACCAGUGAUGAUUGUCUGAAGGUGUGUUCUGUUCUGCCACUGCACGGGCUCUGUUCUCCUCCUCCUCCUCCUCACCACGCCUCAAACCUCCACUACCGGACCCAGUCGAAGUUCAGUCCCGGCACGUCAGUGUGUGUGAGUCGCUCAAUGGUCGAGACCAAGCUUGGCUCUCUCUAGCUCAUCUUUUCCGUCCCUCGACCGCUGUGGAACUACUGCUCAUCGUUCGAGGAGGAGCGACCGUCGGUUUGGAUUCCGUGGAGCUGAGGAUCUCUUGCGACCAUGGGGGACGUGGUUUCAUCUCACCUGGAUGAGGGCAAGAGGGAAAUGAUCACUGCGAGGACCCGAGAGGUGAUAAAGGAGUUCAGUGAUGUGUACGAGCAGCAAUAUGCAGUGGCCCUCUUCAACAGCGUUCGCUUCGAGAUCGAAGGAGGAGGAGGGACGCAGUCGCAGCUGCUUCAUAGAAAGGACCCUCUGGCAGGGCGCUCCAUCUUCUCGGGCAACCUGUUUCAGUAUCUUGAGGAGAACCGGAAGUGGAGGAAUCGCUUUGUUUCUGUGCCAAACAAUUACGACAUCAACCUUUUCGAAACCAAAACGGCGCAUGAAAGAGGUCUGCAUCCAAAAGUGUCCAUCAACUGUGCGGGGUAUAGGGCACUUGCUUCCAUGGACGAGUACAUGGAGCUGAUAAACGACAGCCUGCCAGGUGUCAAGGCCAAAGUGAGCAGCCAUCCCUUCAUCAAGUGUGCGACUGCGUUCCCUCUUAUCCUGUGGCACCCGUUCGCUCGCCACCAUUACUUCUGUGUGAUGACCGAAAAGGAGCAGAUGAAGUGGCAUGCCGUGCUGCAGGACUGCGUGCGCCACAGUAACAACGGUCUACCAGAGGACUGCACCGUUCAGACGCCCGCAUUCACUGACUCCGUGAGGCUUUACAGACAGGCCAAAGGAAACUACGGGACCUGGGACAUGAUGUGCGGAGCUCCUCCGCAGAUCCUGGCUAACAUGGUGAUGGAGAGUCUCCACCCAGAUCUGAGGGAGGCUAUUGGUCCUCGUCUGAAGGGGAAACUGCAGCAGAAGCAGAGGAGCUGGAUGCUGAUCUCAGAUGCCGUCUACAAGCAAGUUCUGACUCAGACCAGCAGCCAGUAUGAAGCUCUGGUGGGGGCGUGCGAGGCCCAGAAAGUGCAGCUGGACACCCGACUCCGCACUGACAUGGACCAGAUCAUCACGUCUAAAGAACACGUCAGCAACAAGAUGAGAGCGCUGGUCCUGCCCAAAGCCGAGCAGCUCCUCAGAUCCAACGUGCAGCCCUACAUCGGCUCCAUCCUGGAGGCCCUGAUGGAGCCCACCAGUCGAGGCUUUGCCGAGGUCAGGGAUGUGUUCUUCAGAGAGCUGGUGGAGAUGAGCAAGAACUCGCUGAACGGUGGAGGCCCAGAGAAACUAGGCGAGCAAAUGGACCGGCUGUCGAUGCUGGCCUUCCACCCGGUGAAGAUGCAGAGCUGCUACGAGAAGGUGGAGGAGCUGAACCUGGAGGGUCUGCAGCAGAGGUUUGAAGUCUCCAACCCUUCUGUGUUUGUCAGCAGGGCCCAGAUCCUCAUGAGGGAGCAAAUGGAUAAUUCCGUCUACACGUUUGAGCAGCUGCUGCAACAGUCUCUGGAGGCUCAGGGGGAAGAAGAGCUUUGCAAUACCAUCCAACGAUGCCAGGACAGAGUUCUCAAGAAAUACGACUACGACAGCAGCACGGUGAGGAAGAAGUUCUUCAGGGAGGCUCUUCUGCAGAUCAUCAUCCCGUACAUGCUGCAGCAUCUUGCUCCCACCUGCUCGUCGGAGCUCCCACGCUUCAAAGAGCUCAUCUUUGAGGACUUCUCUCGCUUCCUGCUGGUGGAGAACAUUUUCGAGGAGGUGGUCCUGCAGACGGUCACCAAGGACAUCAUGAUGGCUGUGAAGGAAGCAGCCGUCCAGAGGAGACACAACCUCUACAGAGACAGCAUCGUCCUCACCAACAGCGACCCCAACCUCCAUCUGCUGGGUGAAUCCCCUGCUGUGGACUGGGCGGCCAAAUUCGGCGCUGAGGAUCCUGAAGGUUCUGGCGGCGACGACGCAGAAGGCGGUACCGGGAAAAGACGUAAGCAGGUGGUGUCCAUGAUCCAGCUGGACGGGCUCCCUCUGCCGUACGAGUCCUGCAUGGAGGUUCCAGGAGUGGAGCUGAUCCCUGAGGAGGACGUGUCGGAGGGCGCAGUGGAAGAGCCAGGUCCAGAGCAGGAUGAGGAGGUGGCGGCCCCGGACGAGGACCCCAAGUCUCCUGACAGUGUUAACGCGAUCAGGGACUUGAUAAACCCAGUUGUGGAGAUGGUUCUGCCCGUGACCGAGGGAACACAACCGGACAAAACCAUUGAGACGGAGGCGACAAGCGGAACGAUCACGCUGGAGGACGGAGUGCAGGAGGAGGUGGUGUCCGUCACCACCGUGGUGGACGACGCUCCAGCCAAAUCCCCCCGACAGAAGACUUCGCCACGGCUGAUCCUGGAGCAGCUGGCGGGGAGCAAGAAGCAGGAGUCCGACGUGGCUGACCCCAAGGUGGAGGACCAACCGAGCACAGAGGCGCCUCCUCUGAAGCCCACCGAGUCAGAUUUAAAGAGCUCAGACGGAGGUCCAGAUGAGCACAAGUCCCUCAGCACCAACUGUGACCCGGCGAAGGGUGAAGACAAAAGUAUCCAGCCAGUAGAAGUCGACGUGGCUGUGGCGUGAUCAGGACCAUCGAUGUGAGUUUUAUUUAAGACUUGUUUGUAUGUUCUACUUUGGACGUCAUGUUUCCAACCCAGGAGCUCAUCAUCAUCAUCAUCACGCCCACGUCUGCACCACUGUCAAACUCAUUUAUGUCUCUGUCACAGUUUUAUUCAAAAGACGGGUCAGCUGACCCGGAACAACGUCGCAUUCACCUAUUGAAUUGACACUAAUCUUCACGUAGCUGCGGCGCUCACGUUCGCCUGCUCGCUCCACCACCAUGCGAACAGGAGGUCAAGCGGUUCGGUGUCGCUCCGUUUCUCACGCUGCUUCGCCAGGCUGACUGGAUGGUUGUGUGCUGAUGGGUCGAGCUAGUUUGCACUGUAGCAAGGAGAAAAAAAAGAGCUGAGUCCGAAAACACAACACGCUCAGUCACCAUUUAAAACCCAAGAGUGAAAAGGUGAACCUGCUGGCGUUUGUUUUUUUAAUUUAUACAGGUCAUUUAGAAUCUUUUAUCCUAAAUUCAGACAUCAAAGGAGCAGUUAUCUGAAUGUGGUUUUUAGAGCACUCGUCCAACGCUAGAGCCAAGUUUUGUUUCCUAAAAUAUUGUUGAAAAUCCUCUUGUGAUGCUAGAUUGUUGACCAUUUUGUAGUUUUUCUAAAAUUAUGGUUCCCCGUUGUUUUCCUCGAUGUUUUGGUAUAUCAAUAAAAUUGGUACAUUAUAUUGGAAAAUGUGACACCACAGAUGUGACCUUUUAUCAAAGGAAGAAAAUGGAAUUGUGAAAGAUGUUUUUAUUCUGUCGUGUAAUCUUGUCGUGUGCGGUUUGUUAGCCACAGCCACAGCCACUGUUUGGCAGGUGCGGAAGCCUCGAGUGACCCGGCGGAGUUACAGUGGAGCUCGCAGCAUCGUGCCCUUUAACCCUUACAUUUGGACUCACUCGGGGUCGAGUGGAAAUUUCAGGCAAUGCAGCUGACGAUUCAGAUAAAGUCGUUCUUCUGUCGCUUCAUGUCGUGUUAGAUGUUUCACCAAUCACAUCUUAGUAUUACUUCUGAUGCACAACUGACACCUCUCCUUAUUUAUUACACCCUCACGCAUGACUCUCCAACAUGUUUGUUGUCUUUCAAUGCUGAUUAAAAUGGGAAGAAUU